AUUACCACUAGUUGUUAUAUUAGACCUGUCAGAACGCAUUUUGUAUUUUACUUUUAUUUAAUUUGUAAAUUAUCAACAAAAUGCAGGAUGUCGUUGCACCAGUUUCUCAUAUUACAUUUGAUAUUGAGAUUGCUCUCAAUAAUCAACUUGGAUCAAUGCCUUUACCCUUCCCUGGAAUGGACAAAUCUGGAGCUGCCAUAUGUACAUUUUUCUUGACCUCAGUAGGAUGUAGUAAGGCAACAGCUUGUCCAUUUAGACACAUAAAAGGGGAGAAAACUGUGGUCUGUAAACAUUGGUUGAGGGGUCUCUGUAAGAAGGGAGAUGACUGUGAGUUCUUGCACGAGUUUGACAUGACAAAGAUGCCUGAAUGCUUCUUUUUCAGUAAAUAUGGACAAUGUAAUAAUAAAGAAUGUCCAUUUCUACACAUUGAUCCUGAACAGAAAGUUAAAGACUGUCCCUGGUAUGACAGAGGAUUCUGUAGACAUGGACCAAAUUGCAAGAACCGUCAUGUGCGAAGGCUGAUAUGUCAAAACUACCUAUGUGGAUUCUGUUUAGAUGGACCAAAAUGUAAAUUCAUGCAUCCUAGUUAUGAUUUGCCAGUACAAGAUGAAAAAACAAAGAAAUUCCACCAGACAGUUACAUGCCACAAUUGUGGGGAGAGUGGUCAUAAGUCCUACCAGUGUCCAAAAAUUACUGCCAACUCUGUACCCAGUGUUGUUUCAACUAGUGCAACUACAAUAGAAAUAAAGCCGGGUGCAACUCGUAUUGGUGCUGGUAUACCAGGAAGUGGAUAUCACUAUGGCAGAGGGGCUUACUCUCACAGGGGACAACCUAGGCUUGGAUUCACUUUUAAACCAGAUAAUGAACCGAACCAGAAUCUUGACUUUGUCACAUGUUUCAAAUGUGGAUUAAAGGGCCACUAUGCAAAUAGAUGUCCAAAAGGAGAUCUGGCGUUCCUUAGUUCAUCAAAUGUGCAGCCAGCAUCAUAACUUAGUUUAUUAUCAUUGCUGAUUAUUCGACAUAAAAUAUCAUAAUUCAUAUUGUAAAGAUUGAUUAAUCAAAUUCAUUGUUUAUAGAUACAUUAAUUGUCUGACAUGUUUUGUUAAAGAAAAAAAUAAAAUGAAAUAAAAAUUGAUGGAG
Messenger RNA from Ruditapes philippinarum (Manila clam), 1140 nucleotides. RefSeq names its product cleavage and polyadenylation specificity factor subunit 4-like. Gene Ontology annotation, molecular function: RNA binding; zinc ion binding. Bases 81 to 989 code for a protein of 302 amino acids. The transcript has 7 exons. The record is from RefSeq and is a predicted model, not a curated record. NCBI's taxonomy places the organism in Eukaryota, Metazoa, Mollusca, Bivalvia, Venerida, Veneridae.